Dermatophagoides pteronyssinus (European house dust mite) is the source of this 1331-nucleotide messenger RNA. RefSeq lists its product as uncharacterized. NCBI's taxonomy places the organism in Eukaryota, Metazoa, Arthropoda, Arachnida, Sarcoptiformes, Pyroglyphidae. The record is from RefSeq and is a predicted model, not a curated record.
CACUUUUUUGUCGAUCUAAAAUCGGAAAUUUGCUGACCACAAUGAUGAUCAUCAAAAUUUUCAUCUUGAUUUUGUUGAUGAUUGGUCGUUCAUCAAUAAUCGAUGCUACUUGGACUGAAUAUGAUGGUCUUCGUUGUAAUGAUAAUUUAUCAUCAUCAACAGCAUCGGGAAAAACAAAUAAAUAUGUUGAUUUUCUAAAACAUUUUGAAAAUGGUUUGAAAAUUAUUCGUGGUUCGGAUCUUAUACGAAAUGCAUUUCGUUUAUCGAGAAAUUCUUAUUUAUCGAUGACAACAAGUGACAUUUUUCCGGAAGGUCUACCCGAGCAAUUUUCAUUUUCAUGUACAUUUCGUGAUUAUCAUCAGCAGCAAGCAAAACAAUCAUCAUCACCAUCGUGGAACCUGUUGAAUAUUGAUGAUUUUAUGGGAAAUUCUUUAUUUAGCUUGAAAAUCAAUACGAAUGAAAAUCAAAUCGAUAUCGAUUUUCCCGAAACAUCAAUAAGAUUCGAUAGCAUAAAAUUUCAACCAAAUGAUUGGAAUAAAUUAGAUUUAAGUUUUAAUCAAUCAAAUAUUACAGUGUUUAUUAAUUGUCAAAAACAUGAUUCAAAAUUUAUUGAUUCAUUACCAGAAUUAGAUAUUGAUGGUGAUAUAACACUAUGUAAUGCUAUUGAAUCAUUAGAUAUUCAAUCAAUGUCAUUGGAUUGUGAUGCAACCCGACCGCAACGAGAAAAAUGUGAUGAAAUUAUUCGAACGUUACCAAAAUUCGAAUACAAAACAGUCGAAAUAGUAAAAGAAUGUUGUGAACAACCAAAAUUGGAUCGUCAAGAAUUGAAAUUACUUAUUUUUGAUGUUUUAAAUGAUAAUCUUAAUUAUUUUGCAGAAUAUUUUCGUGGAAAACCAGGUAAACCUGGUAAUCCAAGUAUAGGUUUACCUGGACCUAUUGGUCCUAAAGGGGAACCAGGACGAAUUGGUUCAACAGGAUUACCUGGUCAAUCUGGUCGUCCAGGUGAAAAAGGUGAACGUGGAGAAAAAGGUGAUAAAGGUUCAAAAGGAGAUUCAGGCUUUCCAGGUCAAAAAGGAGACAUUGGACUACCAGGUCCAAGAGGUAUUAAUGGUGCAACUAUUAUUGGACCGAAAGGUGAUAAAGGAAAUCCUGGUGGUAAUUUGAUUCCUGCUCGUCCCCAAAGACCACCUGGUCUAUUAUGUAAUCAAGUUGGUUGUGAUGGCCUAACAAAAUUAAUGUUAUCAUCACAAAAACAACAUCAUCAAAUCAAAGGACCAUCGAGGAAAAUGAUUUUUUAAAAAAAUUUAAUUUGUUUUUAAAAUUUUUGUUAC